AUCCGUUGACCUACUAUGGGCAUAUUGCGCAGGGCUGCGGAAGGCGGAGCUGAAGGCGGUAUGAAAGGCUCGCAUGCCUCGCGUCUUCCUCCGCCUCUCUACAGCAAAAUGGCGACUGUUGACUACGACUCGUCCGCGGAUCCAGAGAUGGACUUGACCAGCGACGAGGAGUUAGAGAGGGAAGCGGAAGGCUUCAAAGAGCAGGGAAAUGCAUACUAUGUCAAGAAAGACUAUGCUGAAGCUUUCAACUUCUACACCAAGGCCAUCGACUUGUGCCCGAAAAAUGUCAGUUACUAUGGCAACCGUGCAGCCACAUUGAUGAUGCUGAGUCGCUACAGAGAGGCACUGGAGGACUCCCAGCAGGCUGUGCGGCUAGAUGACACUUUCAUGAAGGGUCACAUGCGUGAGGGCAAGUGCCACCUGCUGCUCGGCAAUGCUAUGGCUGCCAGCCGCUGCUUCCAGAAGAUUCUAGAGCUGGAAACAGACAACAGUCAGGCGCAGCAGGAGCUGAAAAACGCAGAGUCCAUCCUGGAGUUUGAGCGCUUGGCUGAGAUCAGCUUUGAGAAGCGAGACUUCAGGAUGGUGGUCUUCUGUAUGGAUCGGGCAUUAGAGUCCGCUUCUGCAUGUCACAGGUUCAAGGUUUUGAAAGCAGAGUGUCUGGCUCUGCUGGGACGCUACCCAGAGGCCCAGUCUGUCGCCAGUGACAUAUUGCGGAUGGAUUCCACCAAUGGCGAUGCCUUGUAUGUGCGGGGAUUAUGUCUGUAUUACGAAGACUGCAUUGAUAAGGCUGUGCAGUUUUUCAUUCAAGCGCUGCGCAUGGCACCAGACCAUGAGAAGGCCCGUCUGGCCUGCAGAAAUGCUAAAGCCCUAAAGGCGAAGAAAGAGGAAGGGAACAAGGCAUUUAAAGAGGGCAGCUUUGAGGAGGCAUAUGACCUCUACUCGGAGGCCCUGACCAUCGACCCAAACAACAUCAAAACUAAUGCCAAGCUGUACUGUAACCGAGCCACCGUCGGAUCCAAGUUAAAUAAACUGGAGCAGGCCAUUGAGGACUGCACAAAGGCUAUUAAACUGGAUGAGACCUACAUUAAAGCUUAUUUGAGAAGAGCUCAAUGUUACAUGGACACAGAGCUGUAUGAAGAGGCUGUCAGAGACUAUGAGAAGGUUUAUCAAACAGAGAAGACUAAAGAACAUAAGAACCUGUUGAAGAACGCUCAGUUAGAGCUGAAGAAAAGCAAGAGGAAAGAUUAUUACAAGGUCCUUGGGGUGGAUAAAAAUGCCACUGAAGAUGAAAUCAAAAAGGCCUAUCGUAAACGAGCCCUGAUGCACCACCCAGACCGACAUAGCGGAGCAAGUGCUGAAGUGCAGAAAGAAGAAGAGAAGAAGUUUAAGGAGGUGGGCGAGGCCUUCACUGUGCUCUCUGACCCCAAGAAGAAGUCCCGCUAUGACAGCGGCCACGACCUGGAGGAUGACGACAUGAACAUGGACUUUGAUGCCAACAACAUCUUCAAAGCAUUCUUUGGUGGCCCGGGUGGGUUUAGUUUUGAAGGUAAUUCAUCAUCUGGACCUGGAAAUUUCUUCUUCCAGUUCGGCUAACUUGGCAACUUUCAGAAUGUAUGCAGUAGUUUCACAACCUCUGAAUUCCCCUGAACCGGACUAC
Onychostoma macrolepis is the source of this 1657-nucleotide messenger RNA. It is a transcript of the gene dnajc7, whose product is annotated as DnaJ (Hsp40) homolog, subfamily C, member 7. Gene Ontology annotation, molecular function: protein binding. The coding region runs from base 16 to 1593 and encodes 525 amino acids. The transcript has 14 exons. Lineage: Eukaryota; Metazoa; Chordata; Actinopteri; Cypriniformes; Cyprinidae. The record is from RefSeq and is a predicted model, not a curated record.